Molecule: messenger RNA, 504 nt
Organism: Arachis ipaensis
Lineage: Eukaryota; Viridiplantae; Streptophyta; Magnoliopsida; Fabales; Fabaceae
Source: RefSeq, a predicted model, not a curated record
AUGAAAUUUGAUGGCUCUCUUGAGAGGUACAAGGCACGGUUGGUUGCAAAGGGUGGUGAUUCAACUACAUUCUUGAUUGUGUAUGUUGACGAUAUCAUCAUAGUUGGGCCAACACAAGCAUCCGUGAAUGUUGUAAAUGACAGUGUUCAAGCUAUCUUCAAGUUAAAGAUCUUGGGUGACCUCAAAUUUUUCUUGGGUUUGGAGUUGGCGAGAUCGCAGCACGGUAUCUCUUUAUGCCAACGAAAAUAUACUCUUUCUCUUCUGGAAGAUACGGGUUAUGUCAAUUGUAAACCCGCAAACAUACCCAUAGAAGCUAACCUCGAGCUUCGAGCUGCAGAGGGUGAGCCAGUACCAGACCCAUCUGCCUAUCGCAGACUUGUUGGGAGGUUAAUGUACCUCACUAUAUCCAGACCGGACAUCACUUUCGCUGUUGUAAAACUUGCACAGUACAUGUCUGAUCCAAGAAUGCCACUUUUAAAUGAUGUUCAUCACGUCUUGUGCUAG